UAGAACAUAGGGAUGAACAAAACAGGAAUAAAACUUGGGAUGAGAUACUUCGAGGUCAGUGUAAAAUUUUGGCUGAGAGUGAAAAAUACAAAGAUAAACUUCACAAAAAUGAUGUUGAUUACAUUAAUUCUUCUGAAUCUUGUCAAAAUUCACCAAAGAAGGCCAGUAAAGUUUCUGCAAGUAUCUCAACAAGGACACUUGAACCAAGUCAUGAAAAAUUGAAUCACUUAUAUAAGGACAGUAGCAGUAAUUCUAUUGAAACAUGUCAAGCAUCUUUUGACCCGUUUAUUGAUUCGGAUCCAGUUAAAACACUUGACUUUCUUAUCAAACAACUUCGAGAAAAAAUUGGUAAAAAAACCAGAAAAUAAAAAUUUGCAACAAAUUAUUAUUGAAAUGGAAAAUGCUCUCUUGAAAAUAUCUGCUGAGAAUCAAACUUACCCAUUAAAAAUGCAGGACAAAAUUGUCCACGAGACUCGAGGAAUAUCUUCACCUGUUGCUUCUAAGUCUAGUAACAGUCAUGAAUUAAAGGAAAAGAUUAGUCCAUCAGAAUGUACACAGCUUAAAGACCAUUACGGAGAAAGUUGUCUUUUCUUGCAAAGUUUGUGCAUUAAGCAAAGAGAAAGCUGUGAUAAUCACCUACGAGAAAAAGAGCAGCUCACAUUGCAGCUGGCGGAAAGUAGACGACUGUUGGCUGUUGCUAAAUCUAAAGAAAAGGAGUACGAAGUAACCUUGGGUGAACUUCGUUUGAAAGUACAAGAGACUGAAAUGAAAAAUCAACAGCAGAGUGAAACAAUUCAAGAACUAUUGGACAAAAUCAGUUUACUAACAUCUGAAAAUGAGGCUCUAGUACAUUUCAAAGAAUCAACUAAAAAACUGGGGUCUCAGGUUAAACAAAUAACCAUAGAGAAAGAACUUCUACAGUCAAGAUUAUGGCUACAAGAUUUAGAAAUUGAAAAACUGAAAGUCUUGCUGAAAGUUAAAGAGAAUAAGAAAACUGGUUUGGAACAAAAAAAGAAUGAAUUGUUGGAGGAAAGUACCAAGAACUCUCCUACAUAUGAAGAAUGUGUGGAUGUUCCAAUAGAAAUAAAAAAUAACUCGUUUCUGUCUCUGUCUACGAUAACUAGUUGGUCUCAGGAGAAACCUGGUCCUGUGUGCUCGUCACAAGCAUCUAGCAGUCCUAGACAUUCGCCCUCACCCUACAACUCUUGGCAACACAUUAGUGCCAUCUAUCAGCGACCGGAGGCAGUCAAACCCAUCACCAAGGAGGCAGCAGAGAAAUUUCUAGAUUUGGAAAAGCUAGUUGAUCAACCCUUUUUAGAUUUGGAGAAUCCAUCUAUAGCCAAUUCUCUUUGGAGUGACAAAUUGGAACAAGAUAUCAAUUCUAAAAUGCUUUUCUCUGAUCAUGAAAGUGGGACACUUAGUUCAUGAGUGAGGGACUGUUUAUACUUCCAGAAGCUUACAAGCAUACAGUACUGUUACAUUCCUCAUGACUAGAGCUGUGAUAUGUGAUAUUAAAAAGGAUAAAAAUUAUGAAUGAUCAAAUAAAAGUAAGUUGCUGUUGAGAACAAAAUUUUAUAUAUAUAUAUUGUUUUUAAAUUAUUGUAUAUUUUCAGAACUGCUGUAUUUUACAUUGUAAUAAAUUGUGUAUUUGUAAUCUAAAAAUGUUUAAA
Molecule: messenger RNA, 1670 nt
Organism: Homalodisca vitripennis (glassy-winged sharpshooter)
Lineage: Eukaryota; Metazoa; Arthropoda; Insecta; Hemiptera; Cicadellidae
Exons: 6
Coding region: 394-1428 (344 amino acids)
Source: RefSeq, a predicted model, not a curated record